CCUCAGGAGCUCCUCAAUGGCACGCCUGGAACACAAACCCACAACAACCCAGUGAGUCAAAUGACAAGGGGGAUGGAGGGGGGAAUUUGUGCAGCAUAUGGCCAUAUGCUAUGAGGUUAUGCAGUCACAAGAGUGUGACCUGUAGUGCCAUAAAGCAGUUUGGCUCUUGGAGGUGGUUGGAACCAGACAGAACUGAGGGGCAGUAUAAUGGCGUAAGGCGCUUUUGAAACUGAUUCUCCUGAAGUGGAAACCGUACGCCCCGCCUCCUCUAGUUGACUGACGGCGGUAGGCGUGACCAGUCCACCAAAGGCACGGGGGCGUUUUCGUGCGGGUUCGCAGGACUGUCCUUUGCGGUGAAAGCCUCAUUGAGGUCCGCUAAAAAUCACCCCCUCCCACCCCUUGUGGGGCCGGAAUGCACGGCGCGGAGGAGCAUCCGGAUUAGGGUGAUGCGCCAUCAGCUGGCGGGGGGCAUCUGUCCUCGCUGCAACCUGUUCCUCCCGUGACGCUUAUGGGAUAGGAGCGCUCCCUUCCCAGCGCCACGGCCCUGCCGGAGUCCUUUGUGCCAAAGCUGCCUCGUGUGGACGCGGCCGGGAUGGGCAGCCCGGGCUGCGAGGUGGCUCUCGCCGGGCCCGCCGAGCCCGUCCUGGAGGCUCUGUGCUCCGAGUGCGGCCAGGUGCACCGCGGCUGGGAGAACCACCUGUACAACUACCGCCUGGAAGUGGACGACGACCUGGUGUGCCACAUCUGCCUGCAGCCGCUGGUGCAGCCGCUGGACACGCCGUGCGGCCACACCUUCUGCGCUCGCUGCCUGCGCAGCUUCCUGCAGGAGCGGGACUUCUGUCCGCUGGACAGGACGCGGCUGCAGCUGGCGGCGUGUCGCAGGUCCAGCAUACUGGUGCACAAGCUGCUGGAUAAGCUGUCCGUCACGUGCCCCCUGACCCCGGUCUGCUCGCUCAGCAUGCCGAGAUGCGACCUGGAGGCGCACCUCAAGCACAGGUGUCCAGGGACACACUGUCAGCAGACCAGUGUUGAUGGUCCACGCAAGGACAGUGGGGACGAGCGAUCCACGGUGAAAAGCCCUCCACGAUCCCCCCGCUCACCGCAGACGGACCUCGGGGAUGGCACCUCUUCGCCACCUCCUCCUGGUCCUAAUACCGGCAACGCACCCAUGAGGACAGAGGACGUGGGACUGGACAACCCCGCCUUUGAGGAGAGCACCGAGGAAGACAGUGUGGUCGGGAUGGAGUGCAUCGUCCCCAGGGUGAAGCGUCCUCUCAGCAAUCCAUGCAUCCACCUCCUACGCUCCGUUAGCUCCACCUCUUCUGGCUGGGACUGCCCCGAGUCUCCGCCUCUUUCCGCAGAAGAGGGCUGCGUCAAGCUGCCGUCGCUUCCUGAAGGCGAGAUAACGGCGGUGGAGGUCCACCGAGCCAACCCGUACGUGGAGUUGGGCAUCAGCAUCGUGGGCGGAAACGAGACGCCGCUUAUCAACAUCGUCAUCCAGGAAGUGUACCGGGAUGGCGUGAUCGCACGGGAUGGGCGGCUGCUUGCGGGGGACCAAAUACUCCAGGUGAACAACGUGGACAUCAGUAACGUCCCCCACAGCUUCGCUCGCUCCACCCUGGCACGCCCCUGCACCACCUUGCAGCUGACCGUGCUCCGAGAGCGCCGCUGUGCGUCCCGCGCCCCGCCCUCCACCUCCGCCUCCACGCCGGCGGUCCCCCACGCCCCCUGCUCCACCCCCGAGGGCAACCCCCCCAGUCCCGUGUCCCUGAGAAUCACCCUGCAUAAGCGGGACUCCACGGAGCAGCUGGGAAUUAAGCUCGUGCGGCGGACGGACGAGUCCGGAGUGUUUGUGUUGGACCUGCUGGACGGCGGCCUGGCGGCUAAAGACGGCCGCCUGCGCAGCAACGACCGCGUGAUGGCCGUCAACGACCAGGACCUCCGCCACGGCACGCCGGAGCAGGCUGCACAGAUCAUACAGGCAAGUGGCGAGCGAGUCCACCUGCUGAUUGGCCGACCCAACAAACCGACUCCGCCCCCGCCGCCAAAAUCAAGCUCUACCAGAGAUCUCUACUGCCUUGAUCACUUCCUGCCUAACCACAGCACCACUCCGAGUCCUGUACCCGUGCACCUCUCACGCACCAGCACCCACAGGGACCUGUCCCAGUGUGUCACCUGCAAGGAGAAGCACAUCACUGUGAAGAAGGAACCUCACGAGUCUCUGGGCAUGACGGUGGCAGGGGGGCGGGGCAGCAAAAGCGGCGAGCUGCCCAUCUUCGUCACCAGCGUCCAACCGCACGGCUGCUUGUCCAGGGACGGCCGAAUCAAACGAGGCGACGUCCUGCUGAGCAUCAACACGCAGGACUUGACCUACCUGAGCCACGGCGAGGCGGUGGGCACGCUCAAGGCCAGCGCCGCCUCACCCUCGGUGCAGCUGAGGGUGCUGGAGGUCAGCAUGGUGGAGGAGCGCGAGCGUGACCAGCUGCUGCCGCAUGCGCACGACUGCGACUUUGACGCCAACUGGUCGCCUUCGUGGGUCAUGUGGCUCGGCCUGCCCAGCUACCUGCACAGCAGUCACGAGAUCGUCCUGCGGAGAAGCCACCCCGGCAGCUGGGGGUUCAGCAUCGUGGGGGGGUACGAGGAAAGCCACGGCAACCAGGCCUUCUUCAUCAAGACCAUCGUCCUCGGCACGCCAGCGUACUACGACGGGCGCCUCAAGUGUGGCGACAUGAUCGUGGCGGUCAACGGCCUGUCGACAGCAGGAAUGAGCCACACGGCGCUGGUCCCCAUGCUGAAGGAGCAGCGCAGCCGGGUGGCGCUCACGGUGGUCUCCUGGCCCGGCAGCCUGGUAUAGCCCACGUUCCAGGGAUCUGAUCCGCAUUUCCCGUCCAUCGCUCCACACCAGGACCAAAAAGCAUGGAGGGCGGGCCCGGUCGGACCCAGCUGGCCGUGCAGAUUGCGCCAUGCCUCUCGACAGAUCGCACGCCAGCACGCCGCUGUGCUCAUAUGGCCGUGUGUUGGCUCCAGCAGGGACACACAGAGAUGGACCGUUAGGUGAUAUGUGCCGUGUUCGACUCCCCCCCCAUGCAGUUUUAGAGUCCAGGGUUCUAUUCAGGUGGAUGCACCCUUCAAAGUGGACCUUUCAUGACUUCUGGAUCCAGCUGAAUGAGCCUGAGGCCUUAUAUUAGUAACCUGCCACAACCUGAGGGGCCCCCCUGCCCUCAGCCCCACUUCCUCCCAUCACCAUGACAACCGGCUGGCCAAUCAGCUGUAAUUUUAUACAUGUGUGAAUGUGUGUCCUUUGUUUAAUAAAUAUUUCCUGCA
Molecule: messenger RNA, 3324 nt
Organism: Doryrhamphus excisus (bluestripe pipefish)
Lineage: Eukaryota; Metazoa; Chordata; Actinopteri; Syngnathiformes; Syngnathidae
Gene: lnx2a
Product: ligand of numb-protein X 2a
Molecular function (GO): protein binding; metal ion binding; ubiquitin-protein transferase activity
Source: RefSeq, a predicted model, not a curated record